Sphaerodactylus townsendi is the source of this 2082-nucleotide messenger RNA. RefSeq names its product NME/NM23 family member 5 (gene NME5). The record is from RefSeq and is a predicted model, not a curated record. NCBI's taxonomy places the organism in Eukaryota, Metazoa, Chordata, Lepidosauria, Squamata, Sphaerodactylidae. Gene Ontology annotation, biological process: GTP biosynthetic process; negative regulation of oxidative stress-induced intrinsic apoptotic signaling pathway; UTP biosynthetic process. Gene Ontology annotation, molecular function: nucleoside diphosphate kinase activity. The transcript is spliced from 6 exons. Bases 147 to 782 code for a protein of 211 amino acids.
AAGGCGAACUUUGAACUGACCUUACCGGCUACCGUAGAUGGCCGGCCUUGGUUGCCGUUUUCUGGUCGCCUAGCAACCGCCUUGGCUCCAGAAGACCUAAUUAGCAGGAAACAAAGGGAACUUUGAUUCAAAUCUUUGAAGGAACAAUGCAGACAUUAAUGCCCCUUCCUCAGAUUUAUGUUGAAAGAACCCUCGCAAUCAUUAAGCCAGAUAUCAUCCACAAAGAAGAUGAAAUAGAAGAUAUCAUUCUCAGAUCAGGAUUCACUAUUGUACAGAAACGAAAGCUCCAACUAAGUCCAGAGCAGUGUAGCAAUUUCUAUGUAGAACAGUAUGGGAAAAUGUUCUUUCCUAAUUUAACAGCCUAUAUGAGUUCUGGGCCUCUAAUUGCGAUGAUUCUUGCUCGUCAUCGUGCUAUCUCAUACUGGAAGGAGCUGCUUGGACCACCAAAUAUUGCAGUAGUGAAAGAAAAUUAUCCUGACAGUUUAAGAGCAAUCUAUGGGACGGAUGACCUGAGGAAUGGACUUCAUGGCAGCUCCAGUUUUGCCUCAGCUGAAAGGGAAAUCCGGUUCAUGUUUCCCGAAGUGGUUAUUGAACCAAUCCCAGCUGGACAAGCUGCGAGAGAUUAUCUGACCCGCUAUGUCACUCCUACACUGCUAAAAGGACUUACAGCCCUGUGUAAAAGGAAACCAGCAGAUCCUUUUACUUGGCUGGCUGAUUGGCUAAUUGAACAUAAUCCCAACACACCUCGGCUGCGACAUAAUGUCACCGUGGAGGAGCCUUAAAAAAGAACAUUUAUUAGAAAAUGGUAAAUCUGUAAAAUAACCUGUCAUUUUAAAAUAUUUCGCUACUGACUGUCUCUUACUAAUGUUAACAUGAAAUUCAAGCUAAACAAACUUUUAACCCACACAUGAUUUUUAAAAAAUAUUCCCUUUGUAUUAUUUGUAAAAUGCCAUUAAAGGUUUUUUUAUUUGAUUUGAACAUGAAAUAAGUAUUAACUUUAAAAUAAUCAGUUCACCAAAGAAGGAUAAUUCUUUAUGGAGUAGCACAGGCUAAAAUAACUGUACUUGGAGCUUGUUAUAAGUGGUAUAUAAUAAAUAGGAUCAGAACUAAGAACAGCAUUAUCCUAAGCUGUUUUAGGUUUGCUUUCAGUUGAAAGGUAAUGUGUCUUCACCUUUACUCUUGGGAAUACAAUUUAUUUGUAUUAGUUCUAAGAUUUAUACCAUGCCUUUCUGGCCUGAUCAGGGACACCAAGGUGGUUAACAGAUUCAUAAUAAAAACAUGUUUUAAAAAACACUAAAACCAAAUAAAAACAUAUUUCAAAAACACUUUUUAAAAAAGCUAAAGUACACAUGCACAAAAACAACAAUUAAAACAUAGAGCAGGAAGGAGAAAUUACUGAGAAAAUGCCAGAUGGAACAAAAAACAAUCUUUACUCUAUGCUCAAGGCAGCAACAGAACGGGGCCGAUAAGUCUUUUUGGGGAGCAAGUUUCAGAGUUUUGGUUCCACCUAUUCAAUUUGUUAUUAUCCCUCUUCUUUCCACAUAGCACACUUAACAAUUAAUGUAUUUACAAUAAUGUAUUUGUGCAGUACAGUUUUGGGACAACACAUUUUAUCGAAAUAAAAACAUUAUGCGGAUGCUCAAUAUAAUAUUUCAAGAUUUUAAAAUGUGGGGUGUUAGCAUUCAACUAUGCAAAAGAAUGUAUCUAUAAGGGAAUAUCAAGCAAAUGCUUGAAAUGUCAACAACAGAAUGGUUAUUUUUUCAUAUAUGGUAGACACGUAAACAGGCAAAAUUGUGAUGGGGUAUGAUUUUAAAAGAAAUGCAAAAUUUUUUGAAAAUAACAAUUAAAAAAACCCUGAGGCAUUUCUGUUGGGGUUGAUGAGGGAAAGGAUCCAUAUAGAACACUUUUAAUGUAUAUGACAACUGCAGCAAGGAUUUUAUAUGCACACAAAUGGAGGGACAACAAAAUUCCAACAAAACAUGACUGGAUCUUGAAAGUUACAGAGCAUGCAGAUGGCAAGGUGGUUGUAAGAGACAAGAAUACAAACAAUUUUCUGAAAGACUGGAAAUCCUCUGCAGACUA